CUUGCAUGUAAAUCCGGUGGCUCGAUCUGUCUCUUCUCUUGAUUGGAUAUAGAGAUGGAGCGACGUCUUUUUUUCGGGGUAUAUGCGCUUAUGCUGCUCCUACACUACGGGGCACUUCACAUGUAUGUAAGCAAUCAUUAUUGUUUUGGAUAAAGUUUAUACCGAGACGUUCAGCUACAUUGAAUUUACUUUGUCGACGUCGAAAAAAUAUGAAAGUUCCUGGACGGUCGAGAUGAACUUGGUAGAAUUUAAAGAUAUUUUGGCAAGCACUGCAUCAAUAUGUACUAUCUUGCAGUUUCUAUCUGGCAUACUAGUGUGCAGAAAGUUUGCCAAAAACAAAUCUACUGGUGAUGCAUCAGGACUAGCAUUUGUAACAUGUUUUAUGUCGUGUAGUUUAUGGCUUUUGUAUGGAAUAUUAAUUCAAGAUAAAUCUGUUAUGAUUGUUAAUAUAUUUGGGUCAUCACUACAAUUUUUUUAUGCUUUUACCUUUUACACUUAUACCAUACACAAGAAAGUUAUAGUAAAACAAAUGUUUAGUGCAAUACUAUUCAUCAAUUUGAUGUACUUAUAUUGGUUUGUCUCUGAGGAUGUAGCAUUGGUUACUAAAAGAAUCGGACUUCUUAGCUGUACUUUAACAAUCUUAUUUUUUGCAUCACCAUUAACUUUGUUGGCUCAUGUAAUUAGGGUGAAAAGUACAGAAAGUUUACCAUUCCCUGUAAUAAUGUCCUCAUUUGUUACAUCAUGUCAAUGGUUCCUAUAUGGAUACUUGAUUAAUGAUCUUUUUAUACAAACACCUAAUUUACUUGGGUGUAUAUUAAGUGCAUUUCAACUUGUACUUUUUAUUGUAUUUCCAAAUACAAAAUCAAAUGAUGAGCAGCUCUUGAUAUAGGGUACACUCAAACUAAAUGAUUACUUUAAAACAGUAUUUGAUGCAUACAUUAAACUUGGAAAUAAAUAAGAUCUCAAUGAUCUCAGGCUCUUGUGAAUUUGUGAUGUCUGACUUGUAAUAAAGAAUAUUGGUGUUGUACAUAUAGGUAUAUUAUUAUAAUAAUAUUAUAGACAAUUGUGUAAAUGCCAAACAAAAAUUAA
Phymastichus coffea is the source of this 1089-nucleotide messenger RNA. It is a transcript of the gene slv, whose product is annotated as sugar transporter SWEET1-like. Gene Ontology annotation, cellular component: membrane. Gene Ontology annotation, biological process: carbohydrate transport. NCBI's taxonomy places the organism in Eukaryota, Metazoa, Arthropoda, Insecta, Hymenoptera, Eulophidae. The transcript is spliced from 5 exons. The record is from RefSeq and is a predicted model, not a curated record. The coding region runs from base 233 to 889 and encodes 218 amino acids. Gene Ontology annotation, molecular function: sugar transmembrane transporter activity.